AUGGACGUCGAACAACAAAGGCUUGGAAAUAAAGAAGCGAGUGUUCCAGAAAUGGACUCGAACUCCGAUAUGUGGGCCAUUGAUGAGAAGGCUGAGAAGAAGCUCAUCAGGAAGAUGGACCUGUACAUUCUCCCUUUUGUGGUCCUCUUGUAUCUCUUUAGCUUUCUGGAUAGAGUCAACAUUGGAAACGCUCGAUUAUAUGGUCUGGAGGAGGAUCUGGGCUUGGUUGGUGACCAGUAUCAGGUCGCAGUGUCGAUUCUAUUCGUCACCUACUGUCUUUUUGAGGUACCCUCAAACCUCGUCAUAAAAAAGCUUACACCAUCACGUUAUAUUGCGGCCAUAGCAAUCAUCUGGGGCGUUAUAGCAACUUUGACGGGUAUAACCCAGAAUUAUGGCGGACUCAUCGCCUGUCGGCUGCUGCUUGGAGUUGUCGAAGCUGGUCUUUUUCCUGGCCUGAUGACGUACUUGACCCUCUUUUAUAGCAAGCACGAAAUCGCCUUGCGAACAGGUUACCUUUUCAGUAGCGCAGCGCUUGCUGGCGCAUGUGGAGGUCUCCUUGCUUAUGCGAUUGGUUUCAUGGACGGCGUCAGUGGACUUAAGGGCUGGCGAUGGAUCAUGAUCAUUGAAGGCAUCCCCACCGUCAUUAUCGGCAUCGCAACCUGGUUCUUUCUCGCGGAUGAUCCUGAGACGGCUUACUAUCUCAAUGCCGAAGAAAGAGCAUUAGUUGUCAAGUGCCGCAGUCGGCACUUUGGCCACACCGCAUCCGCCCAAAAAUUUCACUGGGCAGACGUCAAAGAAGGCGCACUGGACUGGAGGAUUUACGCCUUUUGUAUAGCGCAAUUUGGCGUUGACACUAUGCUCUACGGAUACAGCACCUUUUUGCCUACCAUCAUUAAGGGACUAGGGGACUGGUCCGUGCCCGAAGUUCAAGCCCUGACAAUACCCUGCUACGCACUAGGCGCCGUCGCAUACUUGAUCGUUGCAUGGUUCAGUGACCGUACCCAACGUCGCGGCCUAUUCAUCUGCGUCUUCGCGGCGAUUUCAGUAGUUGGGUACGGUAUACUCAUUUCCGACUCCUCGUCUGGAGUGCAUUACUUUGGCGCGCUUCUUGUUGCACUGGGUCUUUACGUCGCGGUCGGGCUACCUUUGGCCUGGUUGCCUACGACUCUUCCCCGCUAUGCGAAACGUACAUUCGCCACCGGCCUGCAACUUACAUUUGGCAAUGUCAGUGGGGUGAUGUCGCCGUUUCUCUACAAAACCGAGGAGGGGCCUCGUUAUGUGCGCGGCAACGCCGUGACUUUGGCGUUGGUUGGCUUUGCAGGGAUAAUCUAUGGGAUCAUGUGGGCUUAUUAUCUGUGGAAGAACAAGCGUAGAGAACAGGGUUUUGAAGACGAGAAGGCUGCUGGAAAGACGGAUGAGGAAAUUGAAGAGAUGGGCGAUAUGAGUCCUCGAUAUCGGUAUGCUGUAUAG
Aspergillus nidulans FGSC A4 is the source of this 1470-nucleotide messenger RNA. RefSeq names its product putative MFS transporter. Gene Ontology annotation, cellular component: membrane. Gene Ontology annotation, molecular function: transmembrane transporter activity. NCBI's taxonomy places the organism in Eukaryota, Fungi, Ascomycota, Eurotiomycetes, Eurotiales, Aspergillaceae. The transcript has 3 exons. The record is from RefSeq and is a predicted model, not a curated record. Gene Ontology annotation, biological process: transmembrane transport. The coding region runs from base 1 to 1470 and encodes 489 amino acids.